AUGCUUAAAUCGUGGGAUUCAUUUAUGACAGCAGCUUUAGAUUUGAUUAUGGAAUCACCUUAAGCUAGAGCCAAAGUUAAAUACUACAAAAUCAAGUAAAUAGCUCUACUCACAGUCACAGAUGAUAAAAAGCAUUGCAUCUUUAAAUCAAGAAACGUGGAUGAGAUUGAACAAUUUAUUAAAUUGACAAGCAAACUUAUGUUGAAUGUAGAUCCAAAUGAAGUUAAAGAAGAUCCUCAAGAACAAAAAACAGAUAAAAAAUAAGGCAAGAAAAAAGGAAAAGGAAACAAAAAAUGA
Molecule: messenger RNA, 297 nt
Organism: Paramecium sonneborni
Lineage: Eukaryota; Ciliophora; Oligohymenophorea; Peniculida; Parameciidae
Source: the annotation of a GenBank genome assembly